UGCAUUUACUAGUCCAUCAAUGCGACUUCCGAGUCUUCCAUGCACGUUAUGUGUAAGGAUCUUCAAGCCUACACAGCCUCCAAAGCGUACGAAUCUCUAUCCGCCUUGCAUUUUCAUCCUACAGAAUUCUUCCGUAGUUCCGAUCCAUGAGGAGCGUGACUGCAGUGCAAUAUAUAAAGAAGUGUCUUCGCCCGAAACGAGAGUAUCAAGCACAACAAUUUCCCGAGUCAUCCCUCAGUCCGUCCAACAAUGGCGAAGACAACCUUCAUCCCUGUAGCCCUCCUCACGCUCCUGCACUCCGCUGCAGCACAUUACUACUUCCCACACCUCAUCGUCAACGGCACCAUAACGCCCGAGUUCAAAUAUGUCAGAGACGUCCGCCCCCAUGAAGGCGACUACAGCGACCCCGACGGUUACAACGGCAAAGAAUACCCCGUCUAUGGUGAAUUCGAAGACACAUACAUGACCGACGUGCGCUGCGGCCGCGAUGCCUUUGCCUACGGCGCCGCCAAAACCGACACUGCGACUAUAGUCGCAGGCAGCGCGGUGGGCUUCCACAUCAAAGUUCGUUUCCAUCUGCUGCACUCUCGAACCCCCUUUCGCAUUUAUACACCAUGUGGCACAUUCGCUAACACGUCCGGGACGCAGGAGUUCGUCGACCCCCAAUACAACAACGGCAUCUUCCACCCGGGCCCCGCACAAGUCUACAUGUCCGCCUCCGCCGACCCAGCCAAAGACGACGGCUCCGGCGACUGGUUCAAGAUCUACUACCUCGGGCCGUCCAGCAACACCACCUGGGCCACCGACCGCGCGACGCAGAUCAACUUCACCAUCCCCCUCGCCACCCCACCAGGCCCCUACCUCCUGCGCCUGGAACUCCCCUUCCCGAUCAAAGACUGGCCGGGCCACAGCCAGUGGUACGUGAACUGCGCGCAUGUAAACAUCGUCGGUGAUGGGACGGGCACGCCAGGACCUACGAUUCGGAUUCCGGAUGAUUACACCUCGUAUGACGAGGGCAUUGGGCUCACGACGCCUGGGGUCGACUUCGAUACUGGACUGGAUUGGUAUGUUCCGCCUGGGCCAGCGCUUUGGACGGGAGAGGAAGGGAGCGAGAAGCGUGCGGUGGAGGAGGGAUGGAGGAGGGAGGUUUGAGCGGUGAAGUGGGGUGAUGCUGAUGAUUCAUGGGCGGAUACCUUGAAAGACGCUUUGCUAUUCAGACUGGACCACAAUCGUGAUGUGCUCGUCUCUUAAGGGGAUUAUGAUUGGAUAUCAUUGCUCGAUUAAAAACAUGCCGACCCCCUUCAAUAAUUUUUUCGUGCUCUGCUCAUGGUUGUGUCGAUCGCAGUGAAUCAUCAGAGGCAACUCAGGAGAAGAAGAGAAAAAAAUGGAACAACGCACUGGGUCAAUUUUACUAAAGAAU
Messenger RNA from Paraphaeosphaeria sporulosa, 1420 nucleotides. RefSeq lists its product as uncharacterized. NCBI's taxonomy places the organism in Eukaryota, Fungi, Ascomycota, Dothideomycetes, Pleosporales, Didymosphaeriaceae. The record is from RefSeq and is a predicted model, not a curated record. The transcript is spliced from 2 exons. Bases 250 to 1152 code for a protein of 300 amino acids.